CGACUUGAAGAGUAAGAACGUGCUGCUGAGGAGCGACCUGUCGGCCGUCGUCGCCGACUUUGGCUUGGCGCUCAAACUCCAGCCGGAUUGCCCACCCGGUUGCACCCCGCCGCAGGUCGGCACUCUCCGCUACAUGGCCCCCGAGCUGCUGGAGGGCGCCAUCUGCUUGCAGUCCGACGCCUUCCUUCACAUCGACGUCUACGCGCUGGGCCUGGUGCUGUGGGAGAUCGCCACGCGCUGCAUGUCCAGUGGCGGCAUGCUGGGUGAGCACCGCGCUCCCUUGGUGGACGAGGUGGGUGAGCGCCCCACGCUGGAUGAGCUCCGGCACUUCGUGGUGGACGGCAAUGGCCGCCCAGCGAUCCGGGAGGCCUGGCUCAAGCACCCGGGACUGUCCCAGCUGUGUGUCACCAUGGAGGAGUGCUGGGACCAGGAUGCGGAGGCUCGCCUCUCGGCGCACUGUGUGGAGGAGCGUCUGGCGCAGCUGCGGACCGACCCGGGGCUGCCUGCUGGCAGCGGUGGUGGUGGUGGUGGCAGCGGUGGCACCACAGCCGCCCCACCGGUGCGUCAGCCCCUGGCCCCGCCCACCUUCCAGAGAGUUCCAGAGGGGGCUCCGGGGGAUCCCAGGACAGCCUGCAGCCCCCUCCUGCCUUGGGGCUGGGGAAUGUGGCUGACUGCCCCAGUUGGACCCUGA
This is a messenger RNA of Lethenteron reissneri (Far Eastern brook lamprey), 691 nucleotides long. RefSeq names its product activin receptor type-2B-like. NCBI's taxonomy places the organism in Eukaryota, Metazoa, Chordata, Hyperoartia, Petromyzontiformes, Petromyzontidae. Gene Ontology annotation, cellular component: activin receptor complex; plasma membrane. Gene Ontology annotation, biological process: protein phosphorylation; cellular response to growth factor stimulus; activin receptor signaling pathway. The record is from RefSeq and is a predicted model, not a curated record. Gene Ontology annotation, molecular function: activin binding; ATP binding; activin receptor activity.